GCCCCGCUACUCUGUCAUAGGGAAGGGGUAAAUCUCUGAUGACAGCAUGACAGCAGCAGUGUUGUCUCUCCAGCCUUUGAGAGAGAGAGAGAGAGAGAUUCCCCUCCAAUAGCACACUUCCCUCUCUCGUCCCCCUAUCCUGUUCAUUCCUCCUAGACCGACCCAGACCUGCAGGGCUCCACAAGGUCUUCGUCCCAGAAGAAGAGGAACUUCCUUCCCAGGAGUGUGAAUCAUGUGAUGGAGAGAGUGAUGGCGAGGCACUAUGACUUUGACCUCACCUACAUCACUGAGCGGAUCAUUUCUGUCUUCUUUCUUCCUCACCUGGAAGAACAACGCUACCGUGGCAACCUACAGGAAGUGGCUGCUAUGCUCAAGUCCAAACAUCAAGAUAAGUUCCUGCUCUUAAACCUGUCUGAGAAGCGUCAUGAUAUCACACGACUCAGCCCCAAGGUUGAAGACUUUGGUUGGCCCGACCUGCACGCCCCUCCGCUGGAGGGGAUCUGUGCCAUGUGUAAGGUCAUGGAGACCUGGCUGACCUCUGACCCCAGCAACGUGAUCGUCCUUCACUGCAAGGGAAACACAGGGAAGAUGGGGGUCAUUGUGGGUGCCUACAUGCACUACAGCAAGAUCUCUGCAGGAGCGGACCAGGCCAUAACCACUCUGGCCAUGAGGAAGUUCUGUGAGGAUAAAGUCUCCUCCUCGCUGCAACCCUCCCAGAACAGGUAUAUGUACUACUUUGGGGGUCUGCUGUCGGGGGCGAUCAAGAUGAACAGCAGUCCUCUGCACCUUCACCAUGUUCUGAUCCCCAACCUGCCCAACUUCCAGGCAGCAAGGGGAGGUUACUAUCCUUUCCUGAAGAUCUAUCAGUGUCUACAGCUGGUCUUCACCUCGGGCAUCUACGACCCCCAGGGCUCCAGGGCGAAGAAGCUGUGUGUGACGCUCGAGCCAGCACUACUGUUGAAGGGGGACAUCAUGGUGAAGUGCUACCACCGGCGGCCACGUGGCUCAGAGAGGGAGGCGGUGUUCAGGCUGCAGUUCCACACCUGUACAGUCCACGGAGCUCAGCUGUGGUUCGGCAAGGGAGAGCUGGACCUGGCCUGUGCAGAUGACCGCUUCCCUCCAGAUGCUACGGUGGAGUUUAUCUUCUCCUAUGGCCCAGAGAAAAUGAAAGGGCGAGAGUACUGUAAGAAUGACCCAUCUGUUUCAGUGGACUGCAACACCUCAGACCCAGUGAUGCGCUGGGACUCCUAUGAGAACUUCAAUCUGCACCACCAGGAUAGCACUGAGGACAUCUCCCACACGCGUGGUCCUCUGGAUGGCAGCCUGUACGCCCAAGUGAAGAAGCAUCGAGGCCGGGGUUCUCCCAAUGCAUGCUCCACAGGCAACCCCACAGCCAAGCCCCCUCCACCGGCCCAGCCUCAAUCUCAAUCUCAACCUCAGCCCCUGUCCCUCAGCUCCGACUCGGGACACUCCUCCACCCCCUCCGAACACAUGGAGGACCCCCCUCCUUGCCCCCUGUCCCGCCUGAAGAAUGAGAAGGAGGUGGUGGACUGUCUACUGCGGAGGGGGGAGGGUGGAGAGAGAGACAGGGCAAUGCAGAGGGAGAGAGACCGAGAAACGGCAAUUUUGGAUGAUGGAGACUCUGUUCCAGAAGGUGGGCUGAGGCGGGAGCAGUGGUCAUGCCACGGUCGAACAUGUCAGAAGUGUAGGGAGGCAUCGGGUUGGGAGAGGGAGCCGUGCUUUGCUAACGGACAUUGUAUGGCCCGCUGUAACAGCAGCAUCAAGGGGAACCUAAAGAGCCGAGCAUUAUCCGCCUUACCCUCCCAGCAGCCGGUGUCUCCUCGCCCCCUGGAGCCCCAUCUGGACAUGUGCCAUCGCCAUAGUGCCCAUCCCCUGCCCAAGUUGCCGCGGGAAUGUCCCCCGCCACCUUUACCCUGUCUCCAUCGGCCAUGCUACCCCUACCCCGCCCCUGAACAUGCCCCCCCAAACUCCCACACCAUCCCGGGCUCCAAUAGGCUCUUCUGCGGUGGAGAGGAGUGUCGGGUCUUUCAUUACCCCACCACCCGCCCUGCCCCACCUCGCCUCUCCCACCAAUCCCUGCCCUCCAGCCCAUAUAGGGAGAUGUUUUUCAGCCCGGCGGCUCCUCCUCACUCUGAUGGCUGCCCAUGCCGAGACUGCACCUGCAGGCAAGAGCACCAAUCGGCUUCAGCCAGAGCCUUCCACCCGCUGUGCCCGGACCAACCAGAGAGCCUGCACUGGCCCCGAGGGCAGGACUCUGAGCUGUGGGACAGGGAUGCGGGGCUGAGGCGGGGGAGGGAGGGGCCUUCUCAGCUAUGGGUGCCGGAUAAUCCGUGGGUGGCGGAGAGAGAGGCAGAGUUUUGGCAACGGAGGUCAGUGAGAGGGAUGUCACCCUAUAUAGGCUGUCACUCCCCCCUGGGUCAGGGUCCCGGGUACCCCAGCCCCCAACCCCUCCUGGACAACCCCGGUGGCAGCAGUGGGUACAACACACCCCUACCCCCCUGCCACUCCUGCUCUUGCUCUCCCUACCAGCAGGACUCCCCCUCGGGGAGACACAGGAGCCCGAGGUAUGCCUCGGGGUACCAGUCUGGGUCCACCUUACCCCUGCCCCCUGGUAGCCCAAACCCUGGUGACUCCCAAUCGGAACCACCCACCGACCUGCAGCAACAGACUGACACUUGUGCAUCAUAUGUGGUGCAAAACAGUGUGGGUAUGGAGGACUCUUCUUCCCAGGGGUCGCUGGGGAAAAGUGAGAGGAAGCCAGAUGAACAGACAUUUGACGACACUGUAGAAGGUUCCCCCCUGAGUCCUCCAGAUGGUUGCCAGGAGCCAAGUCAAGGGCCCCAGCAGAUAGAGCCCCUCAGUGGGACCCCCAUUUCUGCAGAGCCAGCCUCCACCUCCACCAUCCUGGAGCUUAACACCAAUAGUAACAGUAUCACACCGGAGAUCGAAAGGACACCGCACCAAGCUGUAAAAUCCACAACAACACCAUCGACAGAUUCACAAACGCAAGGCAGUGACGGCUGUUCUGAAGAGUCCAUACAGAAGCUGAGUGAAUGUGUGAACCCUAGUGACUCACAACAAGUGCACAUGGAGGUGCACACUAUAAGUGCAAGUGUGCAUCCACCUCCCACUACAGCUGAGGAUGGGGAAUUGAAGGUCGCGGAGAGAGUACUAGAGAUGUCCACUCAGACCACUGCCGUCCCGAGCUCAAGGCAUUCAAUCGUCCCUGUCCAAGUGAAACUCAAUGGCAGCGGCUCACCCCAAUCAGGAAGAGGCUGCAGUGCAUCACCGAGCCCUUGCUCUACCCACAUCUCUGCCCCUCCCUCACCACACCUUUACAUUGGCUCCCCAGAGCAACGUCCCUCCCCUCAGCCCUCUCCAUUGGCCAUGGACCCAGCUGGGCGAAGACUUACCCCUGUGAGUGACAGUGACCCCAAAACCCCAUCCCCUGUCCCUGACGGGUACAACACCCCCACCUUCCCCCUGGAGUCCUACUACUAUCCCCUUCUCAACAUCCCCCACAUCCCAUACUCGGGGUACACCGCUAUCACUAUCCCUGCUGCCCAGCCCCCACUCCCCGAAAAGAGGCGCCUGUCUUCCAUGCCAGGGUACCGCAGCGGGCAUGGCUCCCAGUCCAUCCUGAGUUCCUCGCUGGGUGCCAUAGGACCCAUGGGUACCUCUCCCCAAUCUAGCCCCCUCCACGUCACUGUCUCCCCCUCGGUGGGGGUGGGGGGGCUCCCCCCACUGGUCAGACGAAGACUGACACCCCCUAUUGUCAGAGAGGAAAGCAGAAAAGUCAAAUCCAAGUUUGUACAGGACAGCUCCAAGUUCUGGUACAAGCCUGGCAUCUCCAGAGACCAAGCCAUCGCUGUAUUGAAGGACAAAGAGCCAGGUUCCUUCCUGAUCAGGAACAGUAACACCUUUCAAGGGGCCUACGGUCUGGCCCUCAAGGUGGCCAGCCAUCCUUCAAACAACAUCAACAACAUAGUGGUUGAUCAGGAGCAUCUGGUCAGACACUUCCUCAUUGAGACAGGCUCUCGGGGGGUCAAGAUAAAGGGCUGUCAGAAUGAGUCCUAUUUCGGAAGUUUAUCUGCCCUGGUGUACCAGCGCUCACUCACCCCUAUCUCCCUGCCAUGCGCUCUAUGCAUCCCUGAGAAAGAUCUGGUCGGAGAGCUGCAGAGUGUCAGCAACACCAGUACCGCAGCUGACCUCCUCAAACAGGGCGCAGCCUGUAACGUGCUCUACCUAAACUCUGUGGAGACAGAGUCACUAACGGGGCCUCAGGCUGUCUCCAAGGCGACCAGGUGCACUCUGACCCAAAGCCCUCAGCCCAUGGCCACCAUGGUCCACUUCAAAGUGUCCACUCAGGGCAUUACACUGACCGACAGUCAAAGGAGACUCUUCUUCAGGAGACACUACCCCAUCAACAGUGUGACCUUCAGCAGCGUGGAUCCUCAGGACAAGAGGUGGACUAAUUCUGAUAACAAGUCAAGCAAGGUGUUUGGUUUCGUGGCCAGGCGGACUGGCAGCACAUCGGAGAAUGUGUGUCACUUGUUUGCCGAGAUGGACCCAGAGCAGCCGGCUGUGGCCAUCGUCAACUUCAUCAACAAGGUCAUGCUGGGGCCCCAGCAGCAGCAACGCAGAUGAGUUAGGACUCCCAGGGACCACAGAGAAAGGGCAUAACGGUGUAAAUCGGUGUGUGGAAGGAAAUUGGUGGUUUGGGUAUGUGUGUCUGCAAAUUGGUCAGUGUGUUUGUGUGUGUUUUUGCAUGUUUGAAGACAUUUGUCAACUGGUGAGGAACCGGAUUGGGCACAAUCAUGUCCAUCAGGACGGUAUAUUACAAAGGUACAGAAUAACUUUUGAGGUGAUAGCUUUAAGCUUUUUUUGGAUUAACACCACCUCUGCCAGGGGAGAUUUUGCAUUUCAUUAUUUUGUAACGUCAAUUCAGUUACUGUUUGCCAUCACCUUUCAUUUAAUCAUGUUAUUCAUGACUAUGAAGUAUUUGUCAUUUUAAAUAGGAAAGCCUUGUGAAAGCCUGUACGAUGUCAAUGACUCCCCAGUUUGCACACAUGCAGAUAUGGAAAACCACUUGUUUUGUUGGUCAGUAUUAUGUUAUGUAAAGUCAACCUCUUUGAAGAGAAAACAGUCCGGAACGGGGUUAUACAGUAAAUACACGUUGUGGACAAAACAUUAAGAACACCUGCUCUUUCCAUGACAUAGACUGACCAGGUAAAUCCAGGUGAAAGCUACGACCCCUCAUUGAUGUCACUUGUUAAAUCUACUUCAAUCAGUGUAGAUGAAGUGGAGGAGACAGGUUAAAGAAUGAUUUUUAAGCAUGGAGACAAUUGAGACAUGGAUUGUGUAUGUGUGCCAUUCAGAGGCUGAAUGGGCAAGACAAAGAAUGUAAGUGCCUUUGAACAGGAUAUGGUAGUAGGUGCCAGGCACACCGGUUUGUGUCAAGAACUGCAACAUUGCUGGGUUUUUUCAUGCUCAACAGUUUCCCGUUUGUAUCAACAAUGGUCCACCACCCAAAGGCCAUCCAGCCAACUUGACACAACUGUGGGAAGCAUUGGAGUCAACAUGGGCCAGCAUCCCUAUGGAACGCUUUCGAUACCUUGUAGAGUCCAUGACCUGACAAGUUGAGGCUGUUCUGAGGGAAAAGGGGGGUGCAACUUUAUAUUAGGAAGGAGUUCUUAAUGCUUUAUACACUGUGUGUAUGUGUGUGUAAUGGAAUGUCAGAAAUAGGAAGCGGAUUGGGAGUCAUUUUACUGCAUUUAUAGUUGCACUGAAAGGUCAGCAUUUCCUGGGUCAUGUUCAUUAAUAACCAAACAAACUGAAACAGGGAGGGACUACCUGGACUUGCUGUUGGAAAACCUUUUGAAAAGGUUUUCCUUGCGUGUCCUAAUGAACAUGACCAUAGUCUUUGUUAUGGUUUCUUUUUUUAAUUCACACAGUAUCCCAAAUAAUAUUUUCCAAACCUUAAAAUAGCUUUUCUACAUGAUGUUUAUGCAUUAUUAAUGAUUGUGCA
Molecule: messenger RNA, 6049 nt
Organism: Oncorhynchus masou masou (cherry salmon)
Lineage: Eukaryota; Metazoa; Chordata; Actinopteri; Salmoniformes; Salmonidae
Product: tensin-2-like
Exons: 24
Coding region: 238-4668 (1476 amino acids)
Biological process (GO): peptidyl-tyrosine dephosphorylation
Cellular component (GO): focal adhesion
Molecular function (GO): protein tyrosine phosphatase activity; protein binding
Source: RefSeq, a predicted model, not a curated record